Zerene cesonia (dogface butterfly) is the source of this 2506-nucleotide messenger RNA. Its product is annotated as protein Wnt-5b-like. Lineage: Eukaryota; Metazoa; Arthropoda; Insecta; Lepidoptera; Pieridae. The record is from RefSeq and is a predicted model, not a curated record. Gene Ontology annotation, biological process: cell fate commitment; multicellular organism development; neuron differentiation. Bases 358 to 1473 code for a protein of 371 amino acids. The transcript is spliced from 8 exons. Gene Ontology annotation, cellular component: extracellular region. Gene Ontology annotation, molecular function: frizzled binding; cytokine activity.
AACGCGACCUUGCUCGAGGACGAACGACUUGCGAGUUUGACAAACAAUAACGGGAUUUAUUCGAAUGUUCGCGUGCUGAAAGUGUAUGUGGAUGUGAUAGAUUUAAUACAGUGUAAUGGAAAUUGCGAUACUGGAUUUUUAAACUAUUAAAAGAGCAUUCGAAAUCUAACUCAAAACAUUGUUGUAUAAUAAGUGAAAAAUAAUACAAAAGAUGAAGAAUAAACAAUAUUUAAAACCAAAGAACUUAAUGUAUAUAAUUCAAAAUAACAAUAAAAUGCUGGCUUUCAUUCCAAAGAAUGUAUAGAUCGUUCCAGAAUGGAAUGGAACAUCAUUGACGUUGGACGCUAAUUAAACAAAAUGGCGUCAGUGUAUCAAUACUUGGUGUUGCUAUCAGCUCUCAUUUGGAUAUUGGGCGCGAACGGUGUUAGAAAAAAGCGUGAACCAUGGACCAAUGGAAGCUGGUUUAACAUGGGCCUGCUGGAAUUCGAGAAAUGGUCGAACCAGCCAAACCUUUUCUCAGAGAAGUCUCGUGUAUGCGCCAGAAUCCACGGUCUGACACCCGGCCAGCGGCGCAUAUGCCGGCGCCAUAAAGACCACAUGCCGGCUGUCAGCGCUGGUGUUCGACAGGGCAUCACUGAAUGUCAGUAUCAGUUUAAAACUCGGAGGUGGAAUUGUACUGUGACGGGGGACGAGACUGUCUUCGGCCCUCUGACGUUGAUUGCAUCCAGAGAAACGGCUUUCGCCCACGCAAUCACAUCAGCUGGCGUGUCGCUAGCCGUGUCGAGAGCUUGCCGCGACGGCCGCCUGGCCUCCUGUGGAUGUAGUCGCGCGGCGAGACCGAGCCAUUUGCACACGGACUGGGUGUGGGGCGGUUGUGGGGACGAUCUGGAGUAUGGGUAUAAGUUUACAGAAGGCUUCGUAGAUGUUCGCGAGCGUGAGCGAAAAGUGAAACGCGGGAGCCGCGAACAGGGGCGCCAGCUUAUGAACAGACAUAACAACGAGGCUGGUAGACGGGCUGUUAUAAAGAAGUCGAGGGUUACAUGCAAGUGCCAUGGCGUCUCGGGAUCAUGCAGCCUCAUCACGUGCUGGCAACAACUCGCUACUUUCCGAGAGAUCGGUGACUAUUUACGAGAUAAAUACGAAGGAGCGACGGAGGUGAAGGUGUCGCGCCGCGGCAAGUUGCGCCUCACCAAUCCGAACUACAGCCUGCCGACCGCGCAGGAUCUCGUCUAUUUAGAAGAUUCGCCUAAUUACUGUGUGAAGAACGACACAUUGGGGUCUCCCGGAACCACGGGUCGCGAAUGUAACAGGACAUCAGCGGGCAUAGACGGUUGUUCGUUGCUAUGCUGUGGCCGCGGUUACAACACGAAGCGAAUGGUUGUUAAGGAGCGGUGCGGUUGCAAGUUCCAUUGGUGUUGCCAUGUCCAGUGUAACACCUGUGUGAAGACUGUUGAAGUGUAUACUUGUAAAUAAAGAUUUAAAAACGAUGGAUAGUAACAUCAUAGUAUCCAAGUCUGCCCUUGAAACAUAAUAUCGUUAUAAUUUUAACCAAUAGAUUUUCUCAUUUGACAAAAAAUUUAGGGAAAUUAGGGGCUUUAGGCAUGGGUAAUUUUUUUGCCACCUUCACAAUUUCGGAUAUGUUCUGUUCAGUUUAUUUGUCAGUUAUAGUGAUGUAGUAAUGAUUUUCAUCGGAGUGUUAAAAAGGUUUUAGAAGUGACGUUAUCAGCAUAUCAUCAAUAUAGACCCUAAAAUUCUAUUUAAAUCGCUGAAACCUUGUUUCCUUUUCCACCAUUCUUUUAUUCCCCUCGGCAAUCCUUUCCUUAUCUUUUACCCCUUUAAAGUGGGCAGCGCGUUUGCUGAGACCUGCCUUUGCAAAUAUUCAUUCACGGUGGUGAUCAGUUAACAUUAGGCUAACUACCAGCUCAGCUGCCCGUUCUAAAUUAUAAUGAUAAAUGAUGAUGAUGUUUUUUUGUAUGUGAUAGUUGGCUAAAGAGCUGGUGGGUCGAGUAAUAUUAAGCGACCACCUGCCAAGACCUCUCAUGAACAUUUUUAUACAUAAAUAAUUCUGAAAUAAACAGAAUACGCUUGCUAUUGAGGCUUAUAAUAUAAUUAUGUUUAUUGAUUAUGAACCAUACUAUAGAAAUGAAAUACUAUGGUACUAUAAAAAACAUAAUAUUUAACUUGGCCGCGUAAGUGCUUCUGAAGUAAUUAUUUUAUUACUCUCUGUAGAAGCGACCGACACGACAAAAAUCGUGAGAUGAAUUGUUUCUACAAUGCGAUUGGUGUUAUCCUAUCAUUAUAACUCGUAUUAGUCUUAUGUACUUAAUAAUCAGUAUUUUAAUAAAUUAGUUUUAGACAAUGUAAGUUUAUUUAUUAUGGGACUUGAUGAUUGUAGGAAUCAUUUUUCGCAAUACCUACAUACUUUAUUAGGAGGAAUAUACUUGUAUGUAAUGAAAUAUCUCCUAGAUUGUUUCCUAAUGUCCAUAAAUAAAAAUUUUCUGUAAUG